AUGAAUAUUGAAACACAAUCUGAAAAAUCAGAAAUUAAAAGUUCUAAGCGAGAAAGGUAUGUUUGGGAGGCUUUGAAUGCAGUUCAAAAGUGGAGAGACUUAUUUGAAAAUGGUUAUUUUAAUGAAGUAGGUAAUUAGAUAAAACCUUCUUUAAAGGAGGCAGCUAAUUUAGUUGGACUUCCAAAAAGAACUCUUGAAUAAUAUCAUAGUGUAUUUAAGUAAAUUUUUGUAUUUAUGAUAAGAAAAUUACCAUAAUUUAUAGAUAUUAUGAGAAUUCUAGACAAAAAAAUGGGAUAUCUAAAUUAGCUCAUUAAGCAAUAAAAAAAUGAACCAGCAACAACUUAGGAAUAAUAAGAGGAUAUUUAGUAAGAAUAGAGUUCUUGGGAUAAUAUGAUUAUUGAAGCAGAUGAUUAAUUAGCAGUAUAAAGGGAUACUGAUGAAUACUUGGAAAUGAAUCAGAUAGUUUAAUAAUAACAAAUUUUUGAAAAUGAAGAAGAUUAUGUAAAAUAUCUUUAAUUUGAAGAAGACGAAAAUUAUUGUUAAGAAUAUUACUAAUUCAAUGGUGAAGAAGAUUUCUUUUGUGAUCAAGAUUAAGCAAAUCCCAUAGCCUGAU
Molecule: messenger RNA, 613 nt
Organism: Paramecium pentaurelia
Lineage: Eukaryota; Ciliophora; Oligohymenophorea; Peniculida; Parameciidae
Source: the annotation of a GenBank genome assembly